This is a messenger RNA of Cryptomeria japonica (Japanese cedar), 813 nucleotides long. Its product is annotated as borneol dehydrogenase, mitochondrial-like. The coding region runs from base 1 to 813 and encodes 270 amino acids. The record is from RefSeq and is a predicted model, not a curated record. NCBI's taxonomy places the organism in Eukaryota, Viridiplantae, Streptophyta, Pinopsida, Cupressales, Cupressaceae. The transcript has 3 exons.
AUGUACCAGGUUCGAAGUUCGCCGAGUCCCUUUCUUCAAUCGGUUACAUUCAUCCACUGUAACGUAAGCAAAGAGCAAGACGUGAGCGCAGCAGUGGAUUUAGCCAUGGAAAAGCAUGGAAAACUGGACAUAAUGUUAAAUAAUGCAGGUGUUGGAGAUAGGCAUCGAAGUAGUGUUGCAGAGUACGAGAUGGAGCAAUUUGAAGACCCCAUGAAUGCAAAUGUAAAAGGAGUAAUGCACGGCAUUAAGCAUGCAGCCCGCGUUAUGAUACCCAAGAGAAAAGGGUGUAUAAUUUCUACAGGCAGUACUGCAGGGAUUAUGGGAGGAACUGCACCUCAUGCAUACACGGCCUCAGAACAUGCAAUUAUAGGCUUGACUACAAAUGGUGCUGCUGAGCUUGGGAGAUAUGGUAUCAAAAGCAAUUGUGUUUCUCCUUCUUUUGUUGCAACCAGGACUGCAAUUGACUGCGUAGGAAAAGGAAAGGAUGAAGUGGAGGCGUGGGGUUGUAGCGUAGGCAACUUGAAGGGAACCAUUCUUAAAGCGGAGGAUAUUGCAGAGGCCGCUCUGUAUUUGGCCAGUGACGAGUCUAAAUAUUCGCCAUUACAUGCACGAUAUAGCAGCUAUGGAUACAACAUGUGGUUGCACUUCAGUGAUAUGACUGAAUAUAACGGGUGGGAGCGUUGGCAUGUUCUAUAUGGCGGAGGCAGAGGCAUUGCGCACCCCAAUGCAAGAGAAUGCUCGACUAUAGAGGACGAUGGCCAAAAUAAAAGAUCUCUGUUAGCAUUAGCUAAAGCAGCCAGGAAACCAAGAUGA